Messenger RNA from Xyrauchen texanus (razorback sucker), 5448 nucleotides. Its product is annotated as actin remodeling regulator NHS-like. The transcript is spliced from 10 exons. NCBI's taxonomy places the organism in Eukaryota, Metazoa, Chordata, Actinopteri, Cypriniformes, Catostomidae. The record is from RefSeq and is a predicted model, not a curated record. Gene Ontology annotation, biological process: lens development in camera-type eye; cell differentiation. The coding region runs from base 164 to 4759 and encodes 1531 amino acids.
GAGACAGAGGCGGAUCUCAGUGCGUUACAGUGUCCGUCCAGCCGAUCGGAGGAUGGAGGACGAGCCGCAGGAGACCCUGGAAUAACGGAGGGUCUUUACUUUACAUGGAACCUGUUUGUUUUCCUCAAAAAGUGGCUUUUAUGUUGAAACUCUGCAUGAGAAAAUGCCAUUUGCCAAACGGAUCGUGGAGCCCCAGUUGUUGUGCCGACGCACGGACACAGAUGAGGAGGGUUUACAGUUCCAGGACCUGUGCGCCAUCAGUAAUGUGGCUCUGUCUCGGACCCUGCGCCAGCUGUCCGACCUGGCCAAACACGCCUGUUCGCUCUUCCAGGACCUGGAGCACGAGUUGGUCUUCACGAACCGGCGCGUUUGGGCGCUCCGCGAUAAAAUAAACAGGAUCCAAGCGACCACCGAGGCGCUCGACCCCAAACAGGAGGCAGUGCCCUUGUCUAAUCUGGACAUUGAGAGUAAGCUGAUUGGACAUUAUCAGGCUCCAUGGCACCUGCAGAGAAAUGUGUUCCUGCCGUCGACCCGACCCACAUGCGUGGAAGAGCUGCAUCGGAACGCCAAACAGAGUCUGCGGGCACUGUACAGAGAUCAGCAGCAGAGACAGGAAGCCAGUGAGAGAGAGCGGAGGGUGACGAUCUCCAUCUCCAUGGCUCCACCAGUGCCCACCUACCCAUCACCACGCACGCUCAGGAGACGAGAACAGAGAGAGAGACAUCUGACAACGGAAAGGACUGGGAGGGACAUAGAAACACAGACAACACAAACACAGUUUCAAAGCACCCGGUCCUCCCCUACAGAAUGUUGUCAUUUCUCUCCAUGGAGCAGAAAGGUUACCCCUCCAGUCGAGUCAGAUUCAGAGGUGGUGGGUCUGGGCCACUGGCCAAAGUGCCCAAUCCCAAACGUGCCCUCAACGCUGGACAAGCAGACCAAUUGGCCUGGAGUCUUGCCAUUGCCCACUCCAGAGGAGAAGAUGCAGACCAACUCUCAAGUCGUCACCUCGUGCAUCGUUCCCAUUAAUGUAACAGGGGUUGGGUUCGACAGAGAAGCCAGUGUGCGAUGCUCACUAGUCCACUCGCAGUCCGUGCUUCAAAGGCGGAGGAAGCUAAGGAGAAGGAAAACCAUCACUGGCAUUCCCAGACGAGUCCAACAGGAUUUGGACUCCGACGAGUCUCCAGUGACCAGAGAACGUACAGUGAUAGUCCACACCAACCCUGAUAUUUGCCAAGGGGAUACACUUUCUCAUCUCAACACCAAGGACUCUGGCUGCCAGACAGAGGUAUUCAUAAUUGCUGGAGCUGCACCUUCGCGUAGACGGAUCAGAACACAUAGGGGGCAGGGGGUGACUGUGACACUUUCCCAUUCCACGGGGAAUAUAUCCUCACUGCCUGACAGCUCAGAUGCAAUGUUUACUGCCUCAGUGGGCUCCCGCCUGCGCUCCCGAAGCCUCCCACGAGAAGGAGGGCAACUAGCGGACGAAGAUCACAAUGACAGUGAUGACAAUGAUGAUGAGGAAGAACUUUCCCCGUUUGAGGCUGAGGAUUUCCUACCAGUCCCAGGGGAACAUAUUCUAAAAGAUGAUGAAGAAAGUACUGAUGAUCAAGCAGUCCAAGAAAGCCAGCAUGCUGGAGGUGCAGAGCAUGACUGGAUGGUGAGGGGUCGAUCCCGCCUGCCUCGGAAAGCUGACAUGGGCAUAUGUGAGAUUUCCUCCAGUUCUGACACAUUUAGUAGCCCCAUCCACUCAGUUUCCAAUGCUGGUGUGCUGACUAGUCAGAUGGACCACAAGGAGGAUCACCAGUCAUCAAGCGGCAACUGGAGUGGUAGUAGCUCUACAUGUCCCUCCCAAACAUCAGAGACCAUUCCACCGGCAGCCUCACCCCCACUCACCGGAUCAUCACACUGUGAUUCAGAACUGUCAUUGAAUGCAGCUACCAAUCCUAAUGAAGAUUCUACAGGCCUUGUGAUUGAUUCGUAUCCUGGAGACCGAUCGCAAGGCCUCUGUAGCCAUAGGACAGGUUCAUUCACCUCCACCGUAACUGAUAUGCUUGAUGAUGCUGGAGUCAGCAUUGCCAGUGAGUGUGAGUGGAGCUAUCCACACUACAGGCCCAACAUGCCUUGCCACCCAGACUUCAGUCCUGAGCACUCUAGGGAAGAAAACAGCCUAGAAUGUCCCAGCUUUGCUAGCAUAGCUACUUUCGAGAGUUUAACAGAUAGGCCACCUUCUGAAAAGGCUGACACUGCUUCACACUAUUCUGUAGAUGCUGAGGGCUACUAUACCUCCAUGCACUUUGACUGUGGUCUUAAAGGUAGCAAAAGCUUCACGUAUAACUAUGCAUCUGUAGACCAGCAACAGGCAGAAUAUGGACUUCAAGCAAACACACUUGGGAGACAUAGUCUCUCUCUAAGGAAACCAAAGGUGAAGCCAUCCCCACCAAAACGCAGCUCAUCCUUGAAGAAAAUAAGUAGUCAUGUUGGACCUUCUGCUGACAGGAAUGAACCAAAGAUAGCUGGUAUUCAUAACAAAUCAACGUCUUCCAAGGCCAAAACUCAGCAUAUAGGGUUAAAUGGGUCCUCAAGUCAACUGGAGAGCGAGGAGCCACUGGGGGCUUGGGGUGUUGAGAGUUCCACGGAGAUACCAGUUGUUGCUUUAUUUGGCUCCACAGAAACACAUUCUUUCAAGGAUGAGGGAGCAGUACAGUCAGACUAUGCAGACCUCUGGCUUCUUAAUGAUUUGAAAUCCAAUGAUCCUUACAGAUCGUUGUCCAAUUCUAGCACUGCUACAGGUACCACUGUCAUUGAAUGCAUUAAAUCACAGGAGAGCUCAGAAUCCCAGGCUUCCCAGUCUGCAUCCAGGGCUACCACUCCUUCACUACCAUCAGUGGAAAAUGAAUUUAGAUUGCCUUCACCAGAGAAGCUGGUAUGUCUAGCAUCACCUUCCAGUGGCUACUCAAGCCAGUCAGAAACACCAACAUCAUCUGUACCAUCGGCUUUCUUCCCAAAUGCUCACCCAAUGUCCCCCACCAGUAGCAAGAGGAAACCCAAAGUUCCAGAAAGGAAGUCCUCACUUGCUUCAUUGCAGAAGUAUUCAUCCAAGACAGACCUUGAACUACCUAUCAUACCUCCCACCCACCUUAACCUAAGUGCCCUUCCCAAUGCCAGAAAGCCUACAAUUCACAAAAAACAGACAAAUAUCCUAAAUCAGAAAAAGCAGAAGGCUACAUCAGAAACUAAGGGUGAGAGUCUGGCCAGUUCUGUUUCAAAUGAUGAGCCAGCAAUCACUAGUCCUUUGGCCAUCACACCUAAGGUACUUCGCUCUGUUCAGCUACGUUCAGUUGGCAAAUCCAGAGAUGGUAGCCAUGAUCAUCUUAGCAUUGAUACUGCCACAAGGCCUAAGUGUCCCACUGUGACUAUCAACACUUUACCAACUUACAAUAAACCCCAUGAAACAAGGAAACCCCCUCCAUAUAGAACCCUUCUCAUAGAACCACCCUCUCAGGAGAAUUGUGAAUCACUGUUAACCCCAGUAGACGAACUAGCUGCUAAGAAUAUAGCGAGCCAUUUAGGUGCAAGAAAUAGAUAUGACAGACUAGCCCCAUCACCUCUUCGAAGCAUGACUGCUUUCAGGACUCAGCCCGAGCAGGUGAACAUGGAGGAAGUCACAUCAGUCAUAUUAGAGAAUUAUGCAUGUCAAGAAGGUAAAGUUGCUGAUGAAUUGAGCACCUCAAAGAAUUUCUUUCCCCAGAACAAUCUGGAAAUAGAUAAAAACCAGCCAUUGAGAUCUUCCCUGCUUCUCACACCUGGUCAGAAUGGAAUAGCAAAGAAGUCAGACAGUCUAGACCAAGUGCCUGAUAUUAUGGAUCAAACGCUUAAAAAAUCACAAUCUUAUCCAAUCAGUGGUGCUGUUAACCAUGGAGAACAAUCUGUAACUUCGGGUGUUCCAACCAGAAGUGCCUCACUGGAAUCUGUAGAGGAAGUUUCAACACCGGACACAGAGGACUAUUUUAGCAAAGAGUCCACACCGAGCGAUUCAACUCUGUCCCCUCUAACAGAAGAAUCAAAAACUAAUGAUGAUAGUGUUUUCCUUUCACCAAGUAAAACUCGCACAACAGAGGAUCUCUUUGCCAUGAUUCACAGGUCAAAAAGAAAAAUGCUGGGUAAGAAGGAUUCCGGAGACAUGACAUUACGGAGUAAUUCAAGUGGUGUUUCUGGGAAUGGCCCUGCUAAAAAUCCUGCAACCUGUCCUAGCACCCCAACCAUGCCCACAAAUUCAACUACUCAAAUUGUGUCCCAGAGAGCCCAGGGUCAAAUUUACAGGAGUUCCAAAAAGUCUAGUACCUCGAAUGAAGAGUUCAAAUUGCUGCUGUUGAAAAAGGGAAGUCGCUCUGACUCCAGUUACCGCAUGUCAGCUACAGAGAUCCUAAAGAGUCCCAUUGCACCCAAAAGCCCUGGUGAGCUCCUGGUGGAGGGUUCCAGACCACUUGAGGAGCCACUCUCUCCUUUACAACAACCAUUUCUAGAGGGAUCACCUGAGCAAAUCCACAGCCCCUUUCCGAAAACAUAUGCCGAGGGCUUCACCUCAAAAGCUUUUUCCACAUCUGCCUCAUCUCGACAAGGCAGAUCAAGGAUGCCACCAGCUGCAAACAGUAGCCGCUACAGUACACGUAGUCGGCUGUACACAGCUCCCAUGCAGGCCAUAUCAGAAGGGGAAACAGAAAACUCAGAUGGUAGCCCACAUGACGACCGUUCCUCCUGAAAAUGCACCUUGAACUUUUAGCAGCAACUGAGUCUAGAUACAAUCUGUCAUCAAGUCAAAAUGCUGGGCACUUGGCAUACUAAAUAUUUUUAAGUAUCUGUUUUUAGACCGAUAACUAAAGAAAAACAUUCUUAUGUUGAUUUGUAGCAGUGGUAUCAUAACUAUUUUAUGUGAAUGCUUUCUUUGUGUACCAACUGACAUUUCAUUUUGGGAUUAGAAAAAUAGAAAAUUCCAUCACUUUGUAAGUAAUCACAGGGUAUCAAUACAGUGAUACAUUUUUGACACUAGCAUUUAGCAUUAUCUAGAAUGAUAAAAACAGUAUAUUGGGGGUUACUGUGAAAAUGGGUCUAGUCAGUGUUAAAAGAAGGGAAAAUCUUUCCUGUACCUUAAACAGAAACUGUUUACGGCAGACAGCUUGGGACAAUCAAAGAGUGGCCUUUUGUAUAGUUAACUGUAGCAUAAAUGGGCUGAGCAUUAAUGAGUAACAUCUCAGAUUUACUGUUAGCCUGUAACUGGAUCUUAUUGGACAAGAAUUGUAGCUGCAUUGGAUUUUCCUAAUGACCAACCAAUAGUUUGCACUUCUUUUGGUACUGAGAAUGUUUCGGAACAUUUUACAGAACAAUAAUGGCACAUCAAAAAAUUUUAAGUGACAUAUAUAUAUAUAUAUAUAUAUAUAUAUAUAUAUAUAU